Drosophila santomea is the source of this 462-nucleotide messenger RNA. RefSeq lists its product as uncharacterized. Lineage: Eukaryota; Metazoa; Arthropoda; Insecta; Diptera; Drosophilidae. The transcript has a single exon. The record is from RefSeq and is a predicted model, not a curated record. The coding region runs from base 63 to 242 and encodes 59 amino acids.
CUUAAAGCUAAAAUAAGUGACCAGUAUCUCUUCGCCAUUCGCCACAAGCAGUUAACAUUGAAAUGGAUUCGCGGACCUUUGUAUUCCUCUUGCUAAUUGGCUGCCUUAUUGUUGGAUGUUGCAUGGCAGCGCCUCAAGGAUGUCAAGGUGGAUUUUUUGCCAAAAACGGGGACCUGCAUAUCAACACGUUAGAAAUUGAAAGAUACCUGGAGUGUAUAAACAAAGAGCAUCAACGUGGAUAGUUUUAUUCAUUAGUAUAUCUAAUUUUAUAAAAUAUAUGCACAACUGAUUCUAAUUGAAAUUUGGAUGAUUAUUUGGCAAUAAGCAACUGCAGAUGCAGGCGCAUGAUACAAUAGAAAAAAAUAUCGGAAAACACUUCUUAAAACUGGUUUUUUGUUUAUUAAGCAUUCAGAAUAUUUACUCUUAUUAGUUCAUUGAAUAAAAUACCUAUUAACAAUUUAA